Messenger RNA from Oryza sativa Japonica Group (Japanese rice), 1074 nucleotides. RefSeq lists its product as uncharacterized. The record is from RefSeq and is a predicted model, not a curated record. Lineage: Eukaryota; Viridiplantae; Streptophyta; Magnoliopsida; Poales; Poaceae.
GCCCAAGGGUUCGCGACUCGCGAGCCCCGGUGGGAUCGCGAGAUUGUCUCGCGGAAAUCCCACUAAAAAACCCCGAGGAGUCCACGCGCGCGCGCGCGCGCCCGUGCCAAUCCCCUCCCCUCGCGAAAGCGAGAGCCAUUUCCAACCGCGCCUCGCACUGUGACCCUGGCUAUAUAUACACGCGGUAGCUGCGUUCUUGGAAGAGAAGAGAACAAAUUAACCGAAGCUAGUGUAAGAGCAGAGAAGAGCUAGAGGUUUAGAGUUUGCGGUGUGUGCGUGUGCAUGGCGAGCGUGUGGGCGACGGAGCAGCCGGGGGUGGAGCUCGAGGUGAAGGUCGUGAGGGUGGCCGGCGUCGAGGCGCGGCCGGAGGGGGGAGGCGGCGGCGGCGGCGGCCUCUUCGUGAGGUACUACGUCCCGGCUGGGGACGGGAAGCGGAGGAUCCGCGUGGACACGCGCGAGGUCCCGUGCGGCGGCGGCGAUGGCGAAGAGGACGGCGCGUUCUGGGGCGAGCUCGCCCGCUUCGAGCGCCGCGGUGGCGGCGCGCCGGCUUCGGUAGGCGGGGUCGUGUUCGAGCUCCGGUGGAGGCCGCGGCGGCGCUCGCCGGCGUUCCUCGGGAUGCUCGGGAACGGGAGGCCGUCGUCGCGCGUGCUGGCGCGGGGCGAGCUCGCGUGCCAGGACAACGCCGCCGCCGCCGUGACGCCCGCGCCGGCGUCGUCGGGGAGUACCUGGCUGAGGCUCUCGCCGGCGUGCCGCGAGCUGAGCGGGUGCAAGGCGCCCAAGCUGCUGGUCGAGGUCAGGAUGAUCCACGCCGCCGACAACUACGGAGCCGUGAAGGCGACGAGGUCGCUCGGCGGCGUGAACCACCACUACUGCUGCAGCGACGGCGAGCGGUGCGCGCAGUGCGGGUGGAUCGGGACCGAGGAGGACAUGUUCCUGGCAGCAACGUUCACCCACGAAUGAGUGGCGUGAUCGUUGAUUUCGUAGUUCAUGGGAGAGGAGCUAGUUAAUUAACCUAACUGUACUUUCGCUGAUGAAAUGAUAAAAGAAGCUCUCGACUACGAGGCAAUUUAGUCA